ACACUCAUUGUGUGCUCCUAAAUCAUCAAAAACACACACAAACACAUAAAAAGAAAAUGUCUGACUUUGAGUUCUUCCUCUUAGUAUCUCUUCUAAUCUUUAUUCUAUACGUUAUUCUCAAUCUUUUUAAAAGAAAUAGACCUUCAAAUUAUAACCUUCCACCCGGAAACAUGGGUUGGCCAUUCAUCGGUGAAACCAUCGGUUACCUCAAGCCAUACUCGGCGACCACCACCGGGGCAUUCAUGGAACAACAUGUAUCAAGGUUUGGAAAGAUAUACAAAUCGCAUUUGUUUGGAGAGCCAACGAUAGUUUCGGCUGAUCCAGGGUUAAAUAGGUAUAUAUUGCAAAAUGAAGGGAGGUUAUUUGAAUGUAGCUAUCCAAAGAGCAUAGGAGGGAUUCUUGGCAAAUGGUCCAUGUUGGUUGUGGUUGGGGAAAUGCAUAGAGACAUGAGGCUAAUCUCACUCAACUUCUUGACCAAUUCUAGGCUCAAGACUCAACUCUUGAAAGAAGUUGAAAAACACACUUUGUGGGUGUUAGAUUCCUGGAAAGAAAACACACCUUUUUGUGCCCAAGAUGAAGCCAAGAAGUUUACUUUCAAUUUAAUGGCGAAACAUAUCAUGAGUUUAGACCCGGGUGAACAAGAGACAGAGCAAUUAAAAAAAGAGUAUGUAACUUUCAUGAAAGGUGUGGUCUCUCCACCUUUAAACUUCCCUGGAACUGCAUACUGGAAAGCUUUAAAGUCUAGAUCAACAAUUCUUAACUUCAUUGAAGUUAAAAUGGAGGAAAGGCAACAGAAAUUAGAUGAAGGGAACGAUGUGGAGAAAGUCGAAGAUGAUUUACUUGGAUGGGUACUAAAGAAUUCAAACCUCUCAAAAGAGCAAAUACUCGACUUGGUGUUGAGUUUGCUCUUUGCUGGCCAUGAAACCUCUUCGGUCUCCAUAGUCUUAGCCAUUUACUUCUUGGAAAGUUGUCCAACCGCGGUUCAUCAACUUAGAGAAGAACAUGAAGAAAUUGCCAAGGCCAAGAUGCUAUCAGGACAAAAGGAUUUGACUUGGGAUGACUACAAAAAGAUGGAAUUUACACAAUGUGUAAUCAAUGAGACGCUAAGAUUCGGAAAUGUGGUGAGGUUCCUACAUAGAAAGGCUAUAAAAGAUGUUCGUUAUAAAGGUUAUGACAUUCCAUGUGGGUGGAAAGUGCUACCGGUGAUUGCAGCAGUGCAUUUGGAUCCUACAAUUUUUGAUCAACCUCACGUUUUUGAUCCAUGGAGAUGGCAGGGAAGCGUCCCAGCCACGACGUCCCCAAAUAAUUUCAUGCCAUUCGGAGGAGGGCCCCGAUUAUGCACUGGAUCAGAAUUGGCCAAAGUAGAGAUGGCGAUAUUUAUCCACCAUUUGGUCCUAAAAUACCACUGGGAAUUGGCUGAUUCUGAUCAACCUUUUGCUUAUCCAUAUCUCGACUUUCCAAAAGGUUUACCAAUAAGAAUUCGUCGUAUCAAAACAGUCUGAUUGAUGAUCCAAAAUUCAGAAAAGACAGACUACGAAAGCAUCCAAAAUAUUUAAAUCAUAAGGAGACUAGACCUCAUCAAAUCUUAAGUUUGGUGGGAGAGAAUCAAUUAACAAAUGAAUGGCUCAGAUAUGUCCAUGUUGAUAUUGAAGAUGAAAGUUGCUUGGAGCUUUCCAAAGGACAAUUUUCUCUCCACUUGAAUCAAGUGGGAUUCUAAAAUUAAAUUAAAUUAUAUUAAAUUGAAUUAUUAUAAAUUAAAGUAUAUAUAUUUAUAUAUGUAGUUAGAUACAAUAUAUAUGUCUAGUUUGAUCGUACAUUAUAUAUACCAGGUGACUUUUAAUUUUAAUACUAUUAUAUAUUGGUUUA
Erigeron canadensis is the source of this 1866-nucleotide messenger RNA. RefSeq names its product cytochrome P450 90B1. Gene Ontology annotation, biological process: sterol metabolic process. NCBI's taxonomy places the organism in Eukaryota, Viridiplantae, Streptophyta, Magnoliopsida, Asterales, Asteraceae. Gene Ontology annotation, molecular function: monooxygenase activity; oxidoreductase activity, acting on paired donors, with incorporation or reduction of molecular oxygen; iron ion binding. Bases 57 to 1502 code for a protein of 481 amino acids. The transcript is spliced from 8 exons. The record is from RefSeq and is a predicted model, not a curated record.